Messenger RNA from Antechinus flavipes (yellow-footed antechinus), 1545 nucleotides. It is a transcript of the gene B3GAT3, whose product is annotated as beta-1,3-glucuronyltransferase 3. Gene Ontology annotation, cellular component: Golgi membrane. Bases 136 to 1143 code for a protein of 335 amino acids. The transcript has 6 exons. Gene Ontology annotation, molecular function: galactosylgalactosylxylosylprotein 3-beta-glucuronosyltransferase activity. The record is from RefSeq and is a predicted model, not a curated record. Gene Ontology annotation, biological process: carbohydrate metabolic process; chondroitin sulfate proteoglycan biosynthetic process. NCBI's taxonomy places the organism in Eukaryota, Metazoa, Chordata, Mammalia, Dasyuromorphia, Dasyuridae.
CCGGAAGUUGGGGAUGGGACUAGGAUAAGUGACCGGAAGCGAACCUUUGCCAACCGGCCCGGAAGGAAAGGGAGAAGGGGGAGGAGGCGGGAGCUUCUCAUCCCGGACCCGUAGAGGGGUCCCCCAGGUCCAGCCAUGAAACUGAAGCUGAAGAACGUCUUCCUGGUCUAUUUCCUGGUGUCCCUCUCCGGCCUCCUCUAUGCGCUCCUGCAGCUGGGCCAGCCCUGCGACUGCUCCCCACACCUCCGAGCUGCGGCCGAGCACCUGCGCAGGAAAGACCUGAAGAUCUCCCAGCUGCAGGCCGAGCUCGGCCGGCCGCCCCCUGCUCCUGCCCAGCCCCCCGAACCCGAGGCUCUGCCCAUCAUCUACGUCGUGACCCCGACCUAUGCCAGGCUGGUGCAGAAGGCGGAGCUGGUCCGCCUGUCCCAGACGCUGUCCUUGGUGCCCAGGCUGCACUGGCUGCUGGUGGAGGACUCCGAGGGCCCCACCCCGCUGGUCUCGGGGCUGCUGGCCGCCUCCGGCCUCCACUUCACUCACCUGGUGGCCCUGACCCCGAAGGCGCAGAGGCUUCGGGAAGGGGAGCCCGGCUGGGUCCGGCCCCGGGGCGUGGAGCAGAGGAACCGGGCCCUGGCUUGGCUGCGGGGGAAGGAGGCCGCGGUCGGCGGGGACAGGGAGCCGCCGCCUCCGGGGGCGCGGGGGGUCGUCUACUUUGCUGAUGACGACAACACCUACAGCCGGGAGCUCUUUGAGGAGAUGAGGGGAACCCGCGGCGUCUCCGUGUGGCCGGUCGGGCUGGUCGGUGGUCUGCGCUUCGAGGGCCCCCAGGUGCAGGGGGGCCAGGUGGUUGGCUUUCACACAGCCUGGGAGCCCGAGCGGCCCUUCCCUCUGGACAUGGCCGGCUUUGCCGUCUCGCUGCCCCUCCUCCUGUCCCGGCCUGGCGCCCAGUUUGACCCCACGGCCCCCCGCGGCCACCUGGAGAGCAGCCUCCUCAGCCAUCUCGUCGACCCCAAGGAUCUGGAGCCCCGAGCUGCGAACUGCACGCGGGUGCUGGUGUGGCACACGAGGACGGAGAAGCCCAAGAUGAAGCAGGAGGAGCAGCUGCAGCGGCAGGGCCGCGGCUCGGACCCCAGCGUCGAGGUGUGAGCCCGCGCCGCCCAGUCCAUGGGACGUAGCCGUGCUAGAGGACCUCGUUCCCUCACCUUCCAAGGACCGCGCAGGCUCCCAAGGUCGCGACCCUCCAGAUGCCGGGUCUGCCCCCUGGGCCUAGGGGAUGCCGGGACCAUUUCCAGGGCUGCUCCUCCCCCCGAUUGCCACGUGGAGCUCGCCAGAGAGAUCAAGUGGACAGUGGUGUCGAGCCGGGUCAGCCCCGGGCCGGUGGCCCCGACUGGAAGUGCAGCCGUGACUGCUGGAUGGGGGGUGCUGUCCAGUUACUCGUGGGCAUGGGCAUGCAUCGCAGGGGCCCGAUCGGGGGGCUGCGGGGUCCCUCCCCACAGUAAGCAUGUUCCCCCAUUCCUACCUCCAGAAUAAAGUACGUCAAGCCUCUGA